This is a messenger RNA of Ilyonectria robusta, 1691 nucleotides long. Its product is annotated as cytochrome P450. The record is from RefSeq and is a predicted model, not a curated record. Bases 83 to 1633 code for a protein of 516 amino acids. Lineage: Eukaryota; Fungi; Ascomycota; Sordariomycetes; Hypocreales; Nectriaceae. The transcript has 3 exons. Gene Ontology annotation, molecular function: heme binding; iron ion binding; oxidoreductase activity, acting on paired donors, with incorporation or reduction of molecular oxygen.
CAACAUCAACAACGUAUCUGUCCCAUCGAAGAAACUCCCUCCCCACCACGCUCGCUUGAUCAACGACGUGCCGGACUGCAAAAUGGGAAGCUCAAUCCUUCAAUGGAGCAAUCAUGCUUGGCAGUAUGCUCCAGGGGGGUUCACUCUGCUGGCCAUUGCCGUGAUACCGCUGCUUUUCCUCCUUCAAAGACUCGUCUUCCCAAAGUUUGACCCCCGGGAGCCUCCGGUACUGAGGCCCAAGAUUCCCGUCAUCGGCCACCUAAUCUCAAUGGCUAGAGAAAGAACUGGCCUUUAUCGCCGCCUGUACAGAGACAACUCCCUGCCCAUCUGUACGCUGCCGAUGCUGAACGGGAAGCUCUACGUCAUCAACUCCCCUAACCUGAUAUCGUCCGCUAUGCGAAGCAAGGACCUUUCAUUCGACCCAUUCGUGCUAGAAUUCAUAGUCAAUGGCCUUGGAAUACCCGGAGACCAGGCUCGCAAAUAUACUCAGCCGGAUACCUGGCAAGAGUUCUUCGAUAUCAUUCACGACGCAUUAAUAGGGGAAAAUCUCAACAAGAUGGUGGGCAGUGGGCUUGGGUGCUUCGCUUCUCAAUUGAACGACAUACCACCCAACACAGCCACCGAAAUUCCCGACGUUUCCAUUUGGAUACGGGAUAUGAUGUUUGGGUCACUCAUGAAGUCCCUCUAUGGCGAAAUGAACCCUAUGACUGUCGAAGGGAUGCACAAGCUGCAGGACUACGAAAAGAAGGUCGCUAUUCUCGCACUCAAUCUCGCACCCAAGAUUCUUGCUCCACGGGCUCUUGUAGCUCGGCAGCGGCUCAAGGAGAUUGUUAUGCCAUUUUAUGCUGCGCAACACGAUAAGGGAGAAGAUGUGUCGGCCCUCAUCCGAGAUCGAGCUUCUUUGCAGCGUCGGAUAAACAUCACUGAUGAAGCCAUUUCCAGGCUGGAGCUUAUAGUACCGUGGGCAGCCACCACCAACACGAUUCCGACAACGUUUUGGAUCUUUGUCCAUACAUUGUCCCGACCGGAGUGGGCGAAGCGCAUUCGCCAAGAGAUAGAAGCUAUCGCCGUCAUUACUGACAACGCUGCGGGUCGUACAGCAACGAUCAACGUACCUGCGCUGCGGAAGGAAUGCCCAGCUCUUUUGGCAUGCUUUCACGAGACGAACCGCCUAUGCAAUGAUAUCACUGGCAACCGACGUGUGGUGCGGGAUACGAUAUUACAGGACCCUGUGGAAGGAAAGGAGUAUCUCCUCACAAAGGGAACCAACGUCCAAUGGUCUUGUUCUGUUACGCAGCUGGACGAAAAGGUCUGGGGCCCGGGGUCUGAGCAGUUUGAUCCCAGCAGGUGGAUCAACAAUCCAUCCAAAAAGAUCGCUUAUCGCAAGAGCAUGAUCCCAUUUGGGGGCGGCAAAGUCCUGUGUCCUGGGAGACAUCUUGCAGAGGCGGAGAUCCUUGGCUUCCUCAGCGGACUGGUACUGGGGUUCGAAUUCGAAGGCGUGCAGGUACCAAAGAUGGAGGACCCGUUGCCUGGGCUCGGAAUGAAGAAACUGCUGUGGGAUGGUAUGGACCCAGGAGUCACUGUCAGGAGGAGACAAGGCUGGGAGGAUGUCAAACUACAGUUCGAAACCUAAGGUGCGUCUAUGAUUCGAUUCACUAUAUAGACUUAAAUCAACGAUGCUAUUGUGAGGA